GAAAUGAAAAUGACUGUUAAAUUAGUUUUUUUUUAUAUUAUAGAUAAAUGGAACAAAUUCUCUGGUCAUUUGUGAGUACCAGUGCAGUGCCCACUCAAAACGCAGCUGUCUGGAACGGGCUGAUUGCUUGGUCUCUGGAAUUGCUUCCUGAAAACUGUUUCAUCCAAACAACUUCACACUAGACACUUUACCUCCUUAGAUCCUGGCCAAAACAUCCAACCAGUGUGAAGUCAGGCGACAGACAUACAUAGAAGUUAGAACCAUACAGGCGAAUAACAUACAUACCUACAUACAUACAGACAUACAUACAUACAUACAUACAUACAUACAUACAGACGAACAUACAUGCAUACAAACAAACAGAUCAACAUAUAUACAUGCAUAUAGACGAACAUACAUAUAUACACACACACACACAUACUAGAUACAUACAUACAUAUUAUAUACAUACAUAUAUUCAUACAGAGACUCCAUCCAUUUUUGUACAAUUUAGAUGAUGCUAUUUCAUAAAGCAUUUCAUACCAGAUAACAUUGGCCUCUCAAAGAAAUAAUUAGCUGUACAAAAUUGGAUAAUUUGUUGAGAGGAAGCUGACUCAACACACUGUCUGAUGGUAUUAUACUAAACUCUUACGUGAACACAAUUCCGUUAUUUAUAUGCAAACAUACAUAAAUACAUACAUUCAUACAUACGUACUUUACUUGCAAACAUUCAUCCAUUCAUACAUACAUACAUCCAUGCAUCCGUUCAUAUAUACAUGGAUAGAUACAUGCAUACAAACAUAAAGAGAGAUGAAUUAGAUUUACUGUUAAAUUAUGUUAGCAUAGUGAUUGUUCAAACUCAAUUUUGACAAGAUGCCACUGGAUGACGCUGUUUGAAAGCACUUGACUUGAAGAAAUGACCACUCCAAAGACUAUUGUUUGAAGCUGCGUAAGCCACUCCCAUCCAACAGAGGGAACUCCACUGCGAAUAGCACGCGCAGCGCUCCGUUUAUAAAGCUGCUUAGUGCGCUGUCCACUUCAGCACCACAAGCAGAACAGAAGCGACCCAGCUAACACCGAGGAGAAAGAGAUAGAAGGCACCACACAACAUCCCCAUCGCUCGAAGCUGAACAUCGCCACGCACAACGCUAGAAACGUCCACACAACCAAAGAGAGCCCAGAAAGAGUACAGCCGCCAUGUAUGACGAGGCGAGGGUGCCCUCACCCAAGGACGCUCAAAAUGGAGUCCCCCAGUGCGCCGCUCAAGGGGCGGGGCCGGAGGCGGGGCUUGUCACCGGGGACGGGAGUCCGUCUCUGACGCCAGCCUCUCGACCAAAAGCUGAGGAGGGCCCUUUGGGUGAGGGGGCGGCGGAGGAGGAAGAGGAGGAGGUAGUGGGAGAGGAGGAAGGUGGUCAACCCAAGGCGGAGCCGGUGCUGGUGAAGAAGCCCCACAGGAUGAUCCUGGACCACGACCGCAAGAGGAGGGUGGAGCUGAAGUGCAUGGAGCUCCAGGAGAUGAUGGAGGAGCAAGGGUACACAGAGGAGGAGAUCCAGCAGAAGGUGAACACCUUUAGACAGAUGCUGAUGGACAAAGAAGGGGUGAUCACCAGAGAGGGAUCGCACCCACAACCCAUGAUCAACCACCUGCAGUACCCCCACGAUGAGGAAGAUGAAGGUGACCCGGAGCUGGCUGCCUACGGGGAAGGAGACUAUGACCACUACUACCAGAGCGAUCAUAGGGUGAAGAGGAAAUCCAGCAGUUCUCCGUCCCCGCGGCCCAAGAAGAGGAAGAAGAAGAAAUCCGGCCGGCGGAAGAGCCAAGUCGAUGGCUCCUCUCCAGCUCGCAGAGAAAAGAAGAAAAAGAGCGGGAAGAAACACAAGCGUGACAGGUCCACAUCAGGUUCCAGGAGGAAGAGGAGACAUAGAUCCGGCAGCCCAAAGAACAAGCACAAAGACAGGACCAAACAGAGGAAAGGGUCUCCUGUUGCCUCUCCCAGCAGGAGGUCCCAGCAGAGAGGGAGCUGUUGCAGCUCCCGCAGCGCCUCCGCCUCCACCACCAGGAGCCUGUCCAGGUCCCCCGCCAGGCUGAGCGGCAAAUCCAAGAUGGAUGCCCACAAGGCCGCCGGCAGCUCGCUGUCGCCGGGACCGAACGCCGCCAACGCCGUCACCGCCACGGUCGCAGCCGCGUGGCACAACGGCCACCACAGCCAGCGGGGCCACAACGGCAAGCCAGGCAGCCGGCUGGACCACACCGACAGCCUCAAAGUACACCAUGUAUGUGAGCUCUCGGUCAGUCCCGCCAACCCUCCCUCUCCCUCUGGUCCCGGGGCGGGCAGCAGCCCCGGGCAGCGCAGCAGCUCCUGGAGCAGCGGCCGCUCGUCGUCGGGGUCCCCCUCCAGGGACCGGGGGGCCAGCAAGGCCAAGUCUCCCCACAGCCGACAGAACAACUCCAGGGAUCGGGACAGUGCCAACCACUCGGAGGGGGAAGGCCGCGGCGCCCGGCGGCGUUCCCGGAGCUACUCGCCCAUCAGGAAGAGGAGGAGAGACUCCCCCAGCUUCAUGGAGGCCCGCAGGAUAACCAGCGCCCGCAAGAGGCCCAUCCCGUACUACCGGCCCAGCCCCUCGUCCUCUUCCUCGUCCUCCUCUUCCUCGUCGUCCAGCGCGGCCAGCACGCCGUCUCGCAGCCGGAGUCGCAGCCGGAGCCGCAGCCGGAGCCGCAGCUACGGCAGCUACAGCAGCCGCAGCCGCAGCCGGAGCCGGAGGCGUUCCCAUAGCAACCGCAGCUACGACAGCCGCAGUAGCUACGACAGCCCGGGCUUCUGAGAGGGCGACGCCCAGGAAGUGAGAAUGAUGAUGACGAUGAUGGGGUGAAGAAAGAAAAUCAUGGUUUUAACCCCGGGUCCGGGUCGGAUCGUCAUGUGUUGGUAGUUUGAAAGGGUUUGGAGUCCCAUACUGGACAGUCGGGUGGUUGGGGGGUGUAAGCUUCUUCUUGGACUCUGAUCUGCUAAACCACAGCUUCCUUCACCGACUGCAGAGCUCACAGUUCAGCGGCCCGGCCUUCGAAACAAACCCAUCACUCUAAAAUAUCCCCGGUAAUGUUAUCCACACCUGCAGUGGACCCUCAUCCAGAUCAUUUAUUUUUUGGGUUAAUUUGGUUGAAAUCAUCG
Messenger RNA from Gadus macrocephalus (Pacific cod), 3146 nucleotides. It is a transcript of the gene srrm3, whose product is annotated as serine/arginine repetitive matrix 3. Gene Ontology annotation, molecular function: mRNA binding. Lineage: Eukaryota; Metazoa; Chordata; Actinopteri; Gadiformes; Gadidae. The coding region runs from base 1177 to 2802 and encodes 541 amino acids. The record is from RefSeq and is a predicted model, not a curated record. The transcript is spliced from 13 exons.